GUCAACCGCACUCUACCGAUUCCACGGUUCCACCUACUUCUGUCCCAUCCUUGUCAACGAAACCCUCACCCAGGCACCCAGCCACCCAGCCAACACCGAUUACCACCACCGGACGCCACGCCUCCUCCCCUGGCCAACGCCACCGCCGGCUCGCCUCCCUCACCGGCCAGAGCUCCAACUCUUCGGCCGCGUCAUCUUUGCCCCUUUCCUGCCUCCCCUCGACCCCCUUUCCCUUCGUCCGGUGCUGAGAUCCAGCACGGGUGCGGCGUGGGGAGCCAGAUCCUCUACCUCCACCAGAGCGAGCACGGCGCGGGGCACGACACGAAGGCGGCGGCGGCAGCUGUUGGCGGGAAGAGAAGGUGAGAUGGCGGUGCUUCUCUUCACAGUAAAUGAGAUUUUGAGUUGUACAUGAAAGAUAGUUCAUGAACAGAGCACUAGCCAUCUCAGGUAUCUAUGGUAGAACCACCUUCAGAUGUUAGAUAGUUUGUGAACGGAGCACUAGUCAUGUUGGAUAUGGAUGGCAAGGAAGCACCCUCAGAGGUUUUUGUUGAUCCAUCACGUUCAGCAAGCAACACUGACGAGGAUGAUGAUUGGGUGAUAGUCAAGAAACAGCGGAUCACCAUAUGGAUCCCUCCAUUAUCACCUGCAGCUGCAAUCCUUCAAGCUGGCACGCCCAAAGUAAUUUCUACACAAACUAGCCCGCCAAGAAUGAGCAGGAGAAACUGCAAUACUGCCACAAAAAAGCAACCGAAGCAGGGAGGAGAAUCAUCAUGCAAUCCUGUUGUCCCGGUUGUAAAGUUGGACUGUACCAGACAUGCAGAUCGUGAUUUUCAAAGACUGUCUCAUGAAGACACCGAGAAAGCAACAAGUUCAUUUGGAAACAUCUAUGAGCCGAGGCUGCCCAUUAUUUCUUCAUGUCUUACGAAUAAGAUCUUGCGAGCCCGACUUCUUGAGAGACGGGUUGCUGGGUUUGGCGGGCUGAGGAAUUGGCUUUUCACUUGUGGUCUUGGAUGGUUUGUCAAAAUAUUGGAUAGUAGAAAGAUGGGGGUGUAUCAGAUAGUUUCCCUUACAAUGAACCAGCUGAAAGAGAUGGGCCUUAUUGCUGUAGGACCACGGAGGAAAUUAAUCCAUGCCAUUGAUAAUCUCUGCAAGCCUGGCCAGUCUGAGAUGUUUUGUUGAUCUCAAAUGUAUUCCAGUUGAUUAAAUGUUUUGAUGCUAUUUCAGUAUGGUGUCUGAAGUAGCUUCCUGUUUUUGAUGGAUCAGUGACUUGAGCAUGGAGGAAAUUAAUCCGUACUAUUGAUAGUUUCUGCAAGCUCUGCGAGUCUUCAGUGUUUCUUGAUCUCAAGUGUAUUCCAGUUGGUUAGAUGUUGCGAUGCUGAGUCUGAAGUAGCUUCGCAUUUUCGACAGUUCAGUGACUAUAUCCAUCGGCAAAUCACUACAAAUCACUAGAAUGGUUCAAAGGUUCUGUUGUGACCUAGAUCCAAAGAUGUAACUAGUAUGAUUGUAUGAAAGAGGUUUUGUAUAGAAAAUUAGAAGACACAGAACAGAAGAUAUGUGGUGGCAUCUAAAGCCUUUCUUUCUGUAAGAGCAUGACUGCUUGAGGUAUGAAUUAAACCUCUCCACUGCUUUUUGAUCUGUUAGCAGGAGGUUUUGUGUUUUGAGCAUCGAGCGCUCCUCCAAAACUGGAAUCAAGAUGUGUUAUGUGUCUGCA
Brachypodium distachyon (stiff brome) is the source of this 1711-nucleotide messenger RNA. RefSeq lists its product as uncharacterized. The transcript has 2 exons. The coding region runs from base 505 to 1179 and encodes 224 amino acids. NCBI's taxonomy places the organism in Eukaryota, Viridiplantae, Streptophyta, Magnoliopsida, Poales, Poaceae. Gene Ontology annotation, molecular function: protein binding. The record is from RefSeq and is a predicted model, not a curated record.